AUGGAGUUCCCGGAGCACGGCGCGCGGCUGCUGGGCCGCCUGCGGCAGCAGCGCCAGCACGGCUUCCUGUGCGACUGCACGGUGCUGGUGGGCGCCGCGCGCUUCCCGGCCCACCGCGCAGUGCUGGCCGCGUGCAGCGUCUCCUUCCAUCUCUUCUACAGGGACCGGCCUGCGGGCAGCCGCGACGCGGUGCGGCUCAACGGCGACGUGGUCACGGCGCCCGCCUUCGGCCGCCUGCUGGACUUCAUGUACGAGGGCCGCCUGGACCUGCGCAGCCUGCCGGUGGAGGACGUCCUGGCCGCCGCCGGCUACCUGCACAUGCACGACGUCGUCGAGGUCUGCAAGGGCAGGCUCAGGGACGAGGGCCGCGCGCUGCACCGGGGGACCCCCGCCGCCCCGGCCGAGCCGCCAGGCCAGCCCCCGCGCCCCCAGCCCACCCGGGCCCCGGAGCUCUGCCCGGCCGCGCAGAAGGCCAGGCCGCCCCGGGCUGGGGUCGGCGCCCUCCCUCCGCGAGCACCCGGGCGCCCGCCCUGGCAGGCCCCCGGGGACUCAGACCGGGCCCUGGACCUGUCACUGAAGCCGAGCCCCAGGCGGGAGCCAGUCCCUCCACCCUGUGUCCUUCAGACACCGCCCUGCAGCCAGAUGCAACACUGCGUGCAGCGACUAGUGAGGGACUCGCGGGACUCGCUGUCGGAACCGGAGGACGGCAGCGGCCCUCGCAGCCCCCACGGCCCCCCGCAGCCCCGCUGUGCUCCUGCGGCCAAGCGCCGGGCCGUGGGCGUGGAGCCGCUGCGGGGGGGCGGGGCGGGCGGCGGGGAGCGGGAGCUGGAUGCAGAGCGGGGGGCCGGCGGGCACCUCUGCGUCUGCCCGCUGUGCAGCAAGCUGUUCCCCAGCGCCCACGUGCUGCAGCUGCACCUCGGUGCCCACUUCCGCGAGCGGGACGGCGCCCGGGCGCGCCUGUCGCCCGACGGCCCAGUGCCCACCUGCCCGCUGUGCGGGAAGACCUUCUCCUGCACGUACACGCUCAAGAGGCACGAGCGCACGCACUCGGGCGAGAAGCCCUACACGUGCGCGCAGUGCGGUAAGAGCUUCCAGUACUCGCACAACCUGAGCCGCCACGCCGUGGUGCACACGCGCGAGAAGCCGCACGCCUGCCGCUGGUGCGAGCGCCGCUUCACGCAGUCCGGGGACCUCUACCGCCACAUCCGAAAAUUCCACUGUGGCCUGGUCAAGUCCCUGCUGGUGUGACCCGUCCCUGUGCGGCGUGGGAGGACGGGGAGGGACCUCCCAGGUGGGCCGCUGGGAUGCAGCAGGAGGGAUGGGAGCUGGUGGGGGGUGGGGGGCAGCCUGGUGCCGCAGCUCCCAGCAGAAAGGCCACUGCUGCCCCUGGACCACAGGCUCAGGCUCGGGGUGACUUGGCCUGGCUUGGGCCGCCCUCUUCCACGCUUUGCUCCCCCCCCCCCAACUGAUUCCUGCCCCCAGCUGUGCCCUGGCUUUGAACUCUGUCUUCCUCUCCAUCCCCUGUGUCAGCUCCAGGGGGUGUACCAAGGGCCCUGUCCCAAGGGCUCCCGCCCAGCCUCCUUGGCCUGAGGACGUUCUGCAGUCCUCUCAGCGGGGGCUUUCCUGACCCUCACUGACUCACGCGGGCAUACCCUGGUGAGCCUGGCCCCAGGCUUGGUAGAGAAUGAACACACCACAGAAGUUGUCAGCGUGUCCCGAAAACGGCACUUGGAUGGAACAGGCUCCUCCUGGUGGGUGGCCUCAGGAGCCUCCGCGGGAGGCCCUGGGCCCAGGGCGUGCAGGCAGGGGACUCGGGGCACAGCUGGUGUGGCGGGGCUGCAGAAGCAGAACCAGCCAGACGCUGAGGGGCUCUUGAGUUCCAGGUGCUGGGGUGGGAGGUGGGUCCUCCAGAGCUUCUGAUCCUGACCACACUGUAACUCGGUCGGAGAGAGGGAGUCACAAUUUGGAUAUGAUUCUCUUUAGAUGCAGAGAGCCUCCCCGAGGUUGCCGGCUAUCUGCCCGCGGGCGAGGGCCGUGCUGCUUCCCUGCCUGGGCCCGGGGUCCAGGGCGCCUCUGAGCAUCCCCUGGGUGGGGCCCGGAGGGGCCUUGAGUAUCGCCAGCUGCUACCGGGCUGCUGUGGG
This is a messenger RNA of Neomonachus schauinslandi (Hawaiian monk seal), 2141 nucleotides long. It is a transcript of the gene ZBTB42, whose product is annotated as zinc finger and BTB domain containing 42. The transcript has a single exon. Gene Ontology annotation, cellular component: nucleus. Gene Ontology annotation, molecular function: RNA polymerase II cis-regulatory region sequence-specific DNA binding; protein binding; DNA-binding transcription factor activity, RNA polymerase II-specific. Bases 1 to 1248 code for a protein of 415 amino acids. Gene Ontology annotation, biological process: regulation of transcription by RNA polymerase II. The record is from RefSeq and is a predicted model, not a curated record. Lineage: Eukaryota; Metazoa; Chordata; Mammalia; Carnivora; Phocidae.